AUGGAUAUCCGCCUCCUCCGCUCCUCCGACAUCCCGCUAAUCCAGCACGCCAACCUGGAGAACCUGCCCGAGAACUACUUCCUCAAGUACUACCUGUACCACGCGCUCUCCUGGCCGCAGCUGUCUUACGUCGCCGUCGACGUUUCGCGCCCGCCCAAGACACCUUACGACUACCCCAAGAUUGUCGGCUAUGUGCUCGCCAAGAUGGAAGAAGAACCCGCCGAUGGCGUGCAGCAUGGCCAUAUUACUUCGUUGUCGGUUAUGCGGACUCAUCGGCGGUUGGGGAUUGCUGAGAAGUUGAUGCGGCAGAGUCAACAAGCAAUGGUCGAGUCCUUCGGCGCGCACUACGUUUCCCUGCACGUGCGCGUCUCCAACAAAGCCGCCAUCCACCUGUACCGCGACACCCUCAAAUUCAAAACCGAAAAGACCGAAAGCAAGUACUACGCCGAUGGCGAAGAUGCCUACUGCAUGAAGCUGGAUUUGGAUUUCAUCCGUGAGCAGAUCCGUGAGCAGGAGGAGGAGGAGGCCGAGGUGGCCGAGGGGGAGAAGGGGGAGAAGAAGAAGAAGAAGGGGAAAGAGGGUAAGGAAGGUGAGGCGGUGGAUGGGGAGGAUGUGGAUGAGGGUGAGGCGGUGGGGGAUGUUGGGAGGGAUCCGGCUGCUGGUGGAUCGAAGGGGGGGAGUAAGGAUCAGAAGAUUAAGGUCAAGGUUGGGAGGGGGUUGGGGGUGGGUGAGUUGGUGGAGAAGGUUGAGAGUAAACGGGGUUAG
Dichotomopilus funicola is the source of this 765-nucleotide messenger RNA. Its product is annotated as N-terminal acetyltransferase A complex catalytic subunit ard1. Bases 1 to 765 code for a protein of 254 amino acids. The record is from RefSeq and is a predicted model, not a curated record. Gene Ontology annotation, molecular function: protein-N-terminal-glutamate acetyltransferase activity; protein N-terminal-serine acetyltransferase activity. The transcript has 2 exons. Gene Ontology annotation, biological process: N-terminal protein amino acid acetylation. Gene Ontology annotation, cellular component: NatA complex. NCBI's taxonomy places the organism in Eukaryota, Fungi, Ascomycota, Sordariomycetes, Sordariales, Chaetomiaceae.